Helicoverpa zea (corn earworm) is the source of this 1893-nucleotide messenger RNA. RefSeq names its product peroxidase-like. Gene Ontology annotation, molecular function: peroxidase activity; heme binding. The record is from RefSeq and is a predicted model, not a curated record. The coding region runs from base 1 to 1893 and encodes 630 amino acids. Lineage: Eukaryota; Metazoa; Arthropoda; Insecta; Lepidoptera; Noctuidae. Gene Ontology annotation, biological process: response to oxidative stress. The transcript has 12 exons.
AUGGAUUGGAAAAUAGCGUUAUUUUUCUUCGUAGUGUUGGGUUCUGCGUUAGCUCAAGAAAUGCCAGUGCUGUAUGACGCGUACUUCGGGAAGCCUGUCACUGAUAAACGAAGCGGUUAUCUGGCAGGAGUUGUUAAUGGGACGAGCCUAUGCACAAUACUUGUGCGGCCAUGUCGCAAAGACGAGGGGAGGCGAGUGGACGGGACGUGCACCAACCCCAAGCAUCCCUCCCGGGGAGCCGGUAUGUCUCCAUUGCCACGACUCCUACCAGCGCGUUUUGGACCAGGUAACACUUUGAGGCCAGCGAGAGAUGGGUUUGAGCUACCAUCAGCUCGGUACCUGCGUACGUCACUGAUCGCGGAUGGAACGUUCACUAAUCCUGAGUUCUCCGCGUUAGCUACUCAUGUCUUAGUCACUUCGGCAGCUGACAACGUGGAUCUUUUUUACCUGAAUCGGUAUUCCCGAGUAAGUGACUGCUGUCUCGGCAACACCCCCAAUCGCGUCAAUCCCCUUUGCAUCCCCAUCCCCGUGCCAGGCGACGACCCCUACCUUCGAAUCGCCCGAGUCAGGUGUCUUAACCUCACCAGGAUUAUCACCUACCAGGAUAUUGGUUGUUUACCCAAUUCGUUGCCGGCUGAAAGAUACUCCGUUGUAACUCCCUUACUGGAUCUCUCAGUCGUGUAUGGAUACACGGACGCGAGGAUUAAGAUGAUCAGAUCAAAUCAAGGUGGAGAACUGGCAUUCAGGAUGGAAGGCAAUCGAGAGGUGCCACAAGGCAAUAGCGUAUUCUGCACCAACAACCGACCUCCUGAAAUCAGCUGCUACAAUUUUGGUGAUGAUUUCCAAACCAAUUUACUCUCCAGUAUCUACUUGACUGCCAUGUGGUUCUUUAGAGAGCACAAUCGAAUAGCUCGUGGUUUAGCCAAGGUCAACCCCUGCUGGGAUGAUGAGAAGCUGUUCCAAACUGCUCGCCAGAUCAACAUCGCACAGUACCAGUAUAUCUUCUAUUAUGAACUGAUUGUGGAAUUCCUUGGUCGCAAAAAUGCCCUAGCGGAAGGUCUUAUAUACGAGACAGAUGGCUACGUAAACGACUUUGACCCUCACUACGAGCCUGGCGUAAUCCGAGAGUAUAUCAUCGGCUUCCGGUGGUUUCACAAUAUUCAACCGGGCAAAUUGGAUCUUUACAGGAAUGGCAAGUACCUUGGCAGUAGGCCCACGCCUGAUGAUGAGUUGAGGAGCGGCAUCCUUGCCAUCAACAACACUGAGGCCGACCUCACGCAGGGCUCCUACAUCCAACCCUCCGACGAGUUCGAUUACGUCAUGGCUCCCGAUCUAGCAGAAAGAUACUUUGGCGAUGUACAACUAGUGAACGACCUCCCAGCUACUGACAUAAUGAGAGGCCGUGACGCCGGUCUGCCGCCGUACAAUCACUACAGGAAGAUCUGCGGCAUGAAGCCUGCCAAGCAUUGGGAGGACUUCCAUGAUACUAUUGAUAAAGAUAAAGUCGAGAUGCUCCGGCGCAUCUACGACGACAUAGAUGACGUGGAACUGAUGGUGGCGAUCUACUCGGAGAGGCUGAUGCCGGGCACAUGGAUCGGGCCGACGCUCUACUGCAUCAUGGUGCACAACCUGCUGCUGUGGAGACGCUCUGACAAGUUCUUCUUCGAGCACGGAGACUUCCCCGCUGCUCUGACGAUCCCUCAAUUGACAGAAGUGCGGAAGACGAGCAUAGCCCGUGUGCUGUGUGACAGCGGAGAUGACGUCAAACAUAUACAGCCUGCUGCUUUCUUCAGACAAGGACCUUGGAACAAACCGGUGUCGUGUAAAGAGAUUCCGGGCAUCGACUUGAACAAGUGGAAGGACCACUGGUGUCCAAAAGACGAGAAAAAGUGA